CGCGCACGUGCAUGUGAGUUAGGUGGGGUGAGAGUAUUUGUCUCUCGCUCUCUGCCUCUCCACGCCCCCCGUCCCCCAUCCCGGUGCUCCCAUAGGCUCUGCGCAAAGCACACACCAACAUGCCCAGCAGAUUUAAGAAGAACAGGCGUCGCUUGAGGAGGGCGGCGGCCCACAGGAGAUUCCUUGAAGAGCAGCAUGCCGGCAACCCGCCGAUCAAAGCCGGUCCCGGCAUCGCAGUUCUUGCGCCCCCUGCAGCGACCCAAAAGAAAGCGGCUAAAACUCCAGCACCAGCCCCGCAAAAGAUCCCAGAGGUCGUUCCUGUCGCUGUGCCCGUUGUGGAGACCCCUAAAGUAGAACCAAAACCAGUUGUGAAAGAACCUGUCGCAGAACCCGUCCCUGUUGCGGUACCGGCACCAGAACCUGAGCCUGUUUUGGUGGAACAGACUCCAGCAGUAGUUGAGAUUGAAGUCCCAGCGCCCGUCAUCGAAGAAGCACCCGUCAUCGAAGAAGCACCAGUCGAAGAAGCACCAGUCGAAGAAGCACCAGUCGUCGAAGAAGCACCAGUCGUUGAAGAAGCACCAGUCGUCGAAGAAGCACCAGUCGUGGAGAUUCCACCAGUGGAGCCUCCUGCAGUCGAAGCCGCUGUAGAACAGGAGGUCGAAGCCGUCAUUCCCGAAACAGAACCAGUACCUGAGGUCAUACCCCCCGCUGAGGUUCCAGUGGUUGUUCCUGCUGAGACGGAGAUUCAGACAGUUGACACGACAGUUAUACAGACAGAGACUGAACAGACGUUUGACGUGUGUGAGCCAGAGACUGAAGUGGAGGCUGAGGCCGUGGCAGAGGCUGAAGCCGUGGAGGCUGAGGCCGUGGCGGAGGAAGACACUGUGACCGAGGUGGAGGUGGUGAUCCCAGAAGAUAUCGUCAUACCGGAGCCUGAAAUAGAAAUAACCGAAGAACCGGCGGUGGAAGUGAUCAGCAGCGAACCAGAGCCCGCUGAAGCCGAAGCCGAUGCCGUUGCAGACGAGGUGGUUACAGAGACUGUCGCUGAAUCAGUAGUGGAAGUAAUCUCAGAGGUACCUGAGCCCGAACAAGUGACUGAAGCAGUCGUCAGUCCUGCAGCUCCAGCUGAGGAGGAGGAGGAGGAGGAGGGAGACGAUGAAGGUGAAGUAGAAGUACUGGUUGAAGAAGAUGCACCUGAAGUCCCUGCUGAGCCCGUUACGAUGCCAGAGGAUGCUCUGGUCCAGUCUGUGGAAGUCCCAGUGGUGCCGGACACCAUCCCCGAGGCUCUGGUAGAAGAGGCCGAACCCGUCGUCACUGAAACCAAAGAGGCUGUUGCUGACACGCUGGUUGAUGACUUUGUCGUCACAGAAUCUGUCUCAGCAGUCGAGGUUGCCAUUGCUGAGUCUGCUGCAGCGAUCGAGCAGGAGAUCGUGGCCCCCGUCGAACCCCCCAGCACCCAAACAGAAUCCAUGGAUGUGACUCCUGCUGAGCCUGAGCCUGAGCCUGAGCCUGAGCCUGUCGCUGUACCUGCAGAGGAAAUGAUCAUCGACGCUGCUACUGAGCAGAAAUGUCUGAAUAUCCUGUCAGAGGAACCUAAACCAGAACUCUGUGACAUGCCGUGUCAGAUGCAGCUCGCCGUCGAGUCCGUGCAGCUCGGCUCAGUGGAGCUGUCGGUGGAGGCGGCGAUGAACGGACACAUCGUUCCAGAGGUCUCCAUCGAGGGCUAAAGUCACAACGCACAGCUUGGAGAAAAAAAAAAGUUUUUUUCUUUAUUCCCCUUUGGUUGUUUUUAGGACUCAAAGCUUUACAGGGAGUCGGCCGGCUGACCUUCUCAUUUUUUACGGCUUAGGAACAGAACCGCCAGGAAAUCGAAGGGACAUCCACACUUUGAAGUGCCUUUCCUGCCCUGGUUUCUGUUAAAACAUCAAACCAGAUGUCACAAUACGGCUGCGUUCAAGGCGGCACAGCGGACUGGUGGAAACAAACAUAUCGUGGCUCCUCUUAAUCUUUCCCCUUCCCCAAAACCACAUACACUUCAUUUUUCUAUUGGCAGUGGAAGCAGAAGUGCUCGAGAGAUGACGAGAUGAGUCUCUCCAGGACAUCUGCGUCCGCACGGCAGACACUCUGCAUGUGAACACUGUAGCAUCGAUGACUGUGCCUGCAGUUCCUACUCAGACCUUUGUAUAUAAGAGGGGAAGCAACUUGUGUCGUUUUUAUUACUUGUUUCACUGAUUUCGCUUACCAGGGUCUAUUUACCAUCAGAGAGACACAAAUUUCCCCUUAAGCCUCCUUUUCUGUCUCCUCCUCUGUCCUCCAGCUCUCUCUGCUACUGCUAAGGCUAGUGUGAUGCUAGACGCUAGGAUUCUAGGAGCCUGGAGAGCGACCAGAGUUUGAGUGGAUGAGCUCAUUUUCUGUUUCUUUUUGUCUUGUUUUGUUUUUCACCUUCUCCUUUUGUAAUUCAUUUUGUAUAGAGCGUAUGAUGGGCUACAGUUUUGUGUUCAAAGCCAGAGGAGGGGAGUCUAGUGUGAUCGGAUGAUUACUGUCGAGCUGUUGAUGGGCUGACGUGACCUUUGAAAUAAAGCUGUAUCUCAUCGUGA
Messenger RNA from Stegastes partitus (bicolor damselfish), 2597 nucleotides. RefSeq names its product calphotin-like. The record is from RefSeq and is a predicted model, not a curated record. The transcript has 13 exons. Lineage: Eukaryota; Metazoa; Chordata; Actinopteri; Pomacentridae. The coding region runs from base 120 to 1727 and encodes 535 amino acids.